This is a messenger RNA of Stomoxys calcitrans (stable fly), 889 nucleotides long. RefSeq lists its product as uncharacterized. The coding region runs from base 115 to 726 and encodes 203 amino acids. The record is from RefSeq and is a predicted model, not a curated record. NCBI's taxonomy places the organism in Eukaryota, Metazoa, Arthropoda, Insecta, Diptera, Muscidae. The transcript is spliced from 4 exons.
UGCAAAGGGGAAUCCCUUUUAGUCAGCUAGUCCCAGCUGGAGAUUGACACUGUGUGGCAAUCGAGUAUUACGUUUGGCAAAGAGCAGUUGAUUUCAAAAACAAUUUGAAACGUCAUGAAUAUUCGGGGUUUGGCCAUUAGUUGUGGCGUUAUAAGUUGCAUUCUUUAUGUGAUUAUGAGUGGUUUUCUUAUAUCGGUAUUGGUGAAAAUUGUCGAAAACUUGGACCCUUUCCAAUCGAACAAAAAAUCAUUUAUAGUAGAACUUUAUUUGGUUUUCACCAGCCUAGAGCUGGUAUUCAGUUUAGCCAUGGCCUUGAUGUGUAUUGUCCUCAUAGUGGGAAUAAAAAAGAGACAUUCCGAUUUGAUGACCCCUUGGAUAUUCAUGGCAAUUAUUGGUGUUGUUACAAAUGUUGUCGAUCUGAUCAUUGACCACUCUAGGCUAUCUAUUGAGGGCAUAGUCUUUAAAGUCGUAUUCGUUGAUUUCCUUUUGCAAUCUAUUCCCAUUGUAGUUCUUAAUGCAUGCAUUUGGUAUCCCAUCUGCAAAUUGUGGAAAGAAUUGAACGAUUUACGCCACUAUCGUCAGAGGUUGAUUAGCGAUAGUCCCCUACCCACAUAUCUGAACACAUCUCUGCAAACUGCAAUGGGCGUAAAUGAAGCAACAGCUGGCACAUCAAGAGAAGCCGAAAAUCCAAGAGGAUAUUUUGCCACAUAUAUGACAAUGAGCUGAUGUGGCAACUAUGACAACUAUGACUGUUUCCAAGAGAAAUAGAUAUAGCUUAGAACUAAAGUUACACGAAAACCCUAUCGAAUUAUUUCUUAAGUAAUUUACACAACAAUAUUCAGUAUUAUGGUAACAUAUGUUUGCCUUAAAUAUACAUUUUAAACAUAAA